Messenger RNA from Stereum hirsutum FP-91666 SS1, 505 nucleotides. RefSeq lists its product as uncharacterized. NCBI's taxonomy places the organism in Eukaryota, Fungi, Basidiomycota, Agaricomycetes, Russulales, Stereaceae. The coding region runs from base 41 to 295 and encodes 84 amino acids. Gene Ontology annotation, molecular function: copper ion binding; copper chaperone activity. The transcript is spliced from 3 exons. Gene Ontology annotation, biological process: mitochondrial respiratory chain complex IV assembly. The record is from RefSeq and is a predicted model, not a curated record. Gene Ontology annotation, cellular component: mitochondrial intermembrane space.
GUCUCCUUACAUCUGUCUCUGUCGCUUUCGUUCCGACAAUAUGUUUGGGAGUAUUACUUCUUGGUGGUCCGGGCCUUCCUCAACACCUGUGCCUUCGGGGAAGUACGACCCCACAGACCCCAAGCAGAAUCCAUUGAACCCCCAAGGCUUGAAACCCUGUUGUGCAUGCCCACAGACCAAGUCCGCUCGGGAUGACUGCUUCCUCAAGUUCGAUGGGUCAGAAGUCGACGACAAGUGCAAGGAGCUUGUACAGCAACAUCAGGCUUGUAUGAGGGCGCUUGGUUUCAAAGUAUAGAAAGUCAUGAUCUCCAUCAGGCCCGUGGUUCUCGUUGGCUUAGCGUCAGAGGGUGACUCGAAGAAGGGCUACUGGAUUUCUGGUCUGGUCACUAUUAUCAUCCGUGUGCGCUUCUUGUGCUGCACUUAUUCGUCCACAUUUAUUCCUAGCAACAACCCCAUCUCAUCGAAUACACAUGUAUCCCUAUUAAUUCACCCACAUUCGUCCCUU